This is a messenger RNA of Heterobilharzia americana, 804 nucleotides long. The record is from the annotation of a GenBank genome assembly. NCBI's taxonomy places the organism in Eukaryota, Metazoa, Platyhelminthes, Trematoda, Strigeidida, Schistosomatidae.
AUGUUUACCGUUUCUGCUAAGAGUUAUUUACUUCAUUUGUAUAUUUUGUUUAUCUGUGAAUUUGAUUGUGGCUCACAAAGCUUAAAAAUGUCACCUCUACAAUUUAUCCACCUGAUCUUGUUGACCAUUACUACUACCGUCUUCAACUUGGGAUACAGUCAAGAAAGAGGUGAUUGGAGUUAUAUUGUAUUUACGCUGUCUUGGCCACCAUCAUUUUGUAGCUCAGUUAAAUGUAAACUACCCCCUGGAAUGAAUGAUUUCAAUAUUCAUGGACUGUGGCCUUCUGUUUGGCCGGGGAAACAACCAACAAACUGCAGUGCAUAUAUACCUUUUGAUAGUUCACGUUUACAGGCCAUCAGGAGUCAACUUGACACUGCAUGGGUUAACAUGAAAGACUACAAGGACCCAACACCAUUCUGGGAACAUGAAUGGUAUAAACACGGACAAUGUGCAACGGAAGACAUCUUAAUUCAUAAUGAGCUUGGUUAUUUUAAUACUUCAUUGGUUUUGAAGGAGAAGAUUGAUCUACUGAAUAAACUGGAGUUGUAUGGAAUCAAACCGGAAAACAGUAAACCAAUUGACAAUAAUCAGUUUUCUGAAGCACUGAAAAAAGCCUACAAUGUUCGUGUUUUGUUUACCUGUACACACAAACAUAGACAUAAGCACAAUCGAUUGGCAAAAUUGGAUGAAGUUCGUUUGUGUUUCAAUCCACAACUUGAAUUCAUUGAUUGCCCUUCACAUGAAAUCGAGGAAAAUAAACAAUGUCCAGAAAGAUUCAUAUUUCUAGAGUUCAACUCUGAAUAG